Molecule: messenger RNA, 1047 nt
Organism: Talaromyces rugulosus
Lineage: Eukaryota; Fungi; Ascomycota; Eurotiomycetes; Eurotiales; Trichocomaceae
Exons: 1
Coding region: 1-1047 (348 amino acids)
Source: RefSeq, a predicted model, not a curated record
AUGUCACUUUUACGAUUGCCUCCCGAGAUUCUAAUGCUAAUAUUCGAUCAAAUUGGCUCGUCUUUUUCCCGCGAGGAUUUAGGCCGCCUUACAGUCUGCAAACAGUGGCUCGGAUUCGCUCUUCCUGCGUGCUUCAAGUGCAUCACACUUUCCCAAGAGACCUUGCGGAAUCUAAUCACCUCUGGGAUAAUAAAAAAGUCGUUUCUGCUCACAAACAGCUUGGAAACCAUAGACCUUGAAUUAAGGGGAUAUCAAUCCUGCAUCUUCCCGCCCUAUUCUCAAGAAUAUGCGCAGGAGCCGAAUUCUUUGAACGCUACUUCCUCGAAUGAGGCUUCCAGGGACAAUACGGCCAAGACCUGUAUAAAGACCCUAAAAAAUGUCUUCGCCCAGCUUGCCAUUGUAGCCCAGCAAUCUAAUAGGUUGCGUACCUUACGCAUACGAGCCUGGAGCUCUCCUGAGCCCGCCAGCCGUCCCGGGGAUUAUCUGACACUAGCCACGAUGCAAGCCUUUCUCUCGCUGGAGAAACUGAGAGUUCUGGUGCUAGAUCUAUCUGGCAGCUUUCUAGAUGCAUCAGGAGAGCAAGGGAAUAGCUAUCAUAUUUGUCCAGCCAUCGGUGCACUUCUUCGUACUCUUCGAACCCUUCACCUACGCAUGCGCAGUAUCUGCCCCGAUGUUUUGAAACCCCGAGAUCCCGAUGAUAGUCUACACUUGAGUGUGGUGGCCAUCAACCUGAGUCAUCCGGGGAUCAUGUCGGUGACUCACUCUAAACAAUGCGGUUCCCGGGGCGGGGGGGUGCUUCGACUGAAAGCGGCGAUACAGGAACAGGGAGAAGUUCUCGCAACCCGAAUGGCGUCCCCUAAAACCAUAAGGAUACUGAAUCAUUCACUUCCGCAGUUUGAAAUACAGUCGCUGGACGUCUUGACUGGCAAGACUAUAAUACUGGACGACGAUAUGGCGUGGGACGAGGAUAGCAAGACUGUUAAGGAGGAGUCGGAGCCAGAGUCUGAGAUUACAGACGAUGGAUUUUCUACUUUUCUAGAUGAAUAA